AUGUCAUUUCAAAAAUUAGGUGUAGCAAAAUGGCUUUCCGAAUCCCUAGAGGCAAUGAAGAUUCAUAAACCAACUACAAUUCAACAAGAAUGUAUACCACCAAUUUUAAAAGGUCAAGAUUGUAUAGGUGGAGCUAAAACUGGUUCAGGUAAAACUAUUGCAUUUGCAGCACCAAUGUUAACUCAAUGGUCAGAAGAUCCAUUUGGAAUCUUUGGAUUAAUUUUAACUCCAACAAGGGAAUUAGCAUUACAAAUAGCUGAACAAUUUACUGCAUUAGGUGCAUCAAUGAAUAUUAAAGUAGCUGUUGUAGUUGGUGGUGAAGAUUUUAUAAAACAAACAUUAGAAUUACAAAAGAAACCACAUUUUGUUAUUGCAACACCAGGAAGAUUAGCAGAUCAUAUUUUAAAUAGUGGAGAAGAAACUAUAAGUGGAUUAAGAAGAAUACGAUAUUUAGUAUUAGAUGAAGCAGAUAGAUUAUUAAGUGAUAGUUUUAGUAGUGAUUUAGAAAGAUGUUUUGAAAUUUUACCACCAAGUGAUAAAAGACAAACUUUAUUAUUCACAGCUACUGUUACUGAUUCAGUAAAAGCAUUAAAAGAUAAACCACAAUCACCAGGGAAAUUACCUGUUUUUUUACAUGAAGUUGAAACAAUUGAUAAAGUAGCUAUACCGAAUACAUUGUCGAUAAAAUAUGUAUUUGUACCAUCAUAUGUUAAAGAAGCUUAUUUACAUAGUAUUUUAUUAGUAUCAAAAUAUAAAGAAUCAACAAUAGUUGUAUUUGUUAAUCGAACAACAACAGCAGAAGUAUUAAGAAGAUCUUUAAGAAAAUUAGAAUUUAGAGUAACUUCAUUACAUUCUCAAAUGCCACAAUCAGAAAGAACAAAUUCAUUACAUAGAUUUAAAGCAGGAGCUGCUAGAAUUCUAAUUGCAACUGAUGUAGCAUCAAGAGGUUUAGAUAUUCCAACAGUUGAAUUAGUUAUAAAUUUCGAUAUACCAGCAGAUUCAGAUGAUUUUAUUCAUAGAGUUGGUAGAACAGCAAGAGCUGGUAAAAAAGGUGACGCAAUAAGUAUAAUAAGUGAAAAAGAUAUUGAAAGAAUUCAAAAAAUUGAAGAAAGAAUUAAUAAAAAAAUGGAAAUUUUAGAAGAAAUUAAUGAUGAUAAUGUCAUUAAAAAUUCUUUAAAUCUUAUAACUACUGCUAAAAGAGAAUCUUUAUCGGAAAUGGAAAGAGAAAAUUUUGGUGAAAAAAGGAAAAUAAAUAAAAGGAAAAAUGAAAAAUUGGAAUCAAAGAAAUCUAAAAAGUCUAAAUCUUAA
Lodderomyces pseudojiufengensis is the source of this 1308-nucleotide messenger RNA. It is a transcript of the gene DBP8, whose product is annotated as ATP-dependent RNA helicase. NCBI's taxonomy places the organism in Eukaryota, Fungi, Ascomycota, Pichiomycetes, Serinales, Debaryomycetaceae. Gene Ontology annotation, molecular function: nucleic acid binding; ATP binding; RNA helicase activity. The record is from RefSeq and is a predicted model, not a curated record. Bases 1 to 1308 code for a protein of 435 amino acids. The transcript has a single exon.